GGACUGAGAAGGUAUAAAUAAACCCCACCCAAAAUUCCUUUCUGACAGCCUUCUCCACCUGGGAACUACAUUUCAGUGCUAGAUCUCAUCAAGAAACAGAUAUCAUGGAUCUUGCAGAUGCUCUUGAUAGUGGAACAGCACAGAGCAAUCAGUCUGGAGGGCCAACAUGGCCAGGGCAGCCCACCAACCCAUCCUGGCCUGGGCAACCAGGCCAGCCCACCUGGCCAGGGCAACAGCCAGGCAUGCCAACUCAGCCAUACUGGCCUGGUCAGCCAGGCCAGCCAGCAUGGCCUGGACAACCCAACCAGCCCACUGCACCAGGUUGGCCAGGACCAGCCCCACCAACUGCCCCUCAAACUGUCCCAGCACUGAGUGUUCCAUAUGACCUGGCUCUACCCAGUGGAGUCUACAACAAGAUGCUCAUUACUAUCCAAGGGGAUGUCAAGCCCGACGCUAAAUUGUUUACAGUUGAUCUGGGCAGAAAUAAAGACAUAGCCUUUCAUUUCAACGCUCGCUUCAAUGAGGACGGGAAGCAGGUGAUAGUGAGAAACAGCAUGAUAGGGAACCAGUGGGGUCAAGAGGAAAGAGCAGCUCCUUCAUUCCCUUUUGUCCAGGGGAAGCCUUUUGAGAUGAAGAUCUUGUGCACUCAGACUGAAUUCAAAGUGGCUGUGAACAAGUCACACCUGCUUGAGUUCAAGCAUCGGAUUCGUGAGCUCAAUCAGAUCAAGCAAAUCAGCGUCUACAGGGAUGUCACACUUUCAUAUGUAAAUGUAGAGACACUGCCCUGAAAAAUGUAAAUCAUGUCAAUGUCGAAUUGUUUUUGUGGGUGGGUUGGUGGUGGUGAUGGUGAUAAUCACACUGUAAAGAACAUCUUAUUAAGGGUCUUGUAUACUGAAGGUCUGUGAUAACAUAAAGCACAAUCCAUCAUCCACCUUGAUUUGCUCACUAGCUGUUUUGUAAUGUAGUGGCAUGCUAAGAACCUCUAGAGGGCUCUGUUAAUCUGCUCUGUAAAUGUGGUUCCUCCCCAGCUCAGCUGAAUUUUAUUCCACUCAAAGACAAAUAUAUAAAGGGAAUGAAAUACAAUUAUACAGCACUGCCACAGUGCAACAGAUAAACAUUUUACAUAUAACAAUUGCCAUUUCUACAAAAUGCAACUGAUAUACAUCCUUUAAAGACCCCAUAAACAUGUUCUAAGUAUACCCUAUGAAUAAUGUUCCAAUGACCAAUAAAUGACAAUAUUUCA
Molecule: messenger RNA, 1243 nt
Organism: Colossoma macropomum (tambaqui)
Lineage: Eukaryota; Metazoa; Chordata; Actinopteri; Characiformes; Serrasalmidae
Gene: lgals3b
Product: lectin, galactoside binding soluble 3b
Exons: 6
Coding region: 105-788 (227 amino acids)
Biological process (GO): macrophage chemotaxis; positive regulation of calcium ion import; neutrophil chemotaxis
Cellular component (GO): nucleus; immunological synapse
Molecular function (GO): laminin binding; carbohydrate binding; IgE binding
Source: RefSeq, a predicted model, not a curated record